ACCCGUGAGGUUAGCACCCGGAGCAUCCAGGGAUCACUGGUAUACAAACUGUUCCCUCACAGAUGAGAAGCAUCAGAGUGGGAUAGGGAGUCAUCCCAGAUUCAGAGACGAUAAAUCACACAGCGAUAUACUCACCUCAUAUCACCUCAUUUCACCUCACAUCACCUCUACGGCUGAACCUGUGAGAAGAGAGACAGAGCCUAACGUGAACUCUGUUCAUCCGUUCAUCUCAUCCGUCCCCCACCAGAGGAAGAUGAUGCAAUCAGUGUAUGAUGACCUGUCCAAGCAGAGGAUACAGCAAGCCAAGGCUCUGUGUACAGAGGCCAGGGGAGGAGGUAUGAACUUGGGGAAGAAGAUCAGUGUUCCCAAGGAUGUGAUGAUGGAGGAAUUGAACCUUCCGUCCAACCGCGGCUCCCGCAUGUUCCAGGAGAGACUGAGACGGGUGGAGAGAUUCACACUGGAGAACCAAGUCCAUGACCAUUACAGCAAUGGCCUUCCAGAGCCCUUGCCCCCCCAUACCAUACAGGGGCCCCAGAGGGGAAAAGAGAACCAGGCAUAUCUGAUGCCUGGCAACCACAGCCUGAUCACCACUCUACAGAAGACUGAGGCCAUGAACGGCAGCCCCAACGUCAUUGCCCCAGGCUACGUGGGCCCCCUGAAGGAGAUCCCUCGUGAGAAGUUUAACCUGACAACCAGGUCCUACUGUUCCCCCUGGAGGGAAGCCCUGGGUGACAGUGACGACCUCAGGUCCUCCCUCAGCACCCAGUUCCCACAGAGGGCCACACUACAGCCUGCCAACUACAGGUGUUUCAACAGAGCGGCCAUGCCAUUCGGAGGCGCACAACAGAAGAGUGUGAGGGUCAUCCCAGUGAUGGGGUUCGAGCUGUUGGACUCCCAGCGCCUCCCUGGUACGACCCUGGACCGCAUGUGUAAACGGCCCAACUUCAACAGAGUACCACGGGGAUGGGGUCACGACUACUCCCCUGAAUCCACCGACCUGUGAGAGGACCACCACUCACCUAUUACCUUCAAACUUCCUGUGACCUUUGUGAAAUCGCAGGCUAAAAGACUUAAGCAUCGUUUUACACUUAUUACCCUUCCCUCCUGAUUCAAAGAUGACUCCCUCUAGAGUAGGUAGCCCCAAACUAUUUUUAUAUUAAGAUGCUUUCAUCUAUUUAAAUGGUUAUAUUAGGAUAAGGGUCUGUGGUUAGGGGCAAGUUCUAACUCGAGCCCUCUGGUAUUCAGUCAGUGCAAUAGGGAAAGACAUGGGUGAAUGAUAAGAUUGUUUCCUGAUGAGAGCUCUGUGGAUGGGCCUGUGUGGAGGCCAACUGAGGACUUCUGAAUCAAUCAACAGUUCAUUAUGAGAGUUGAGCCCAGGCAAAUGACGGCCAGUUGAGGGGAGAGGUGAUUUGUCUCUAUAAUAAAAAAACGCCCUCUUCCUUAGCCCAACUGCCCCAUUUCCCUCACCACUUGCCUCCCAACUCUACAUAACCUUUGGCUCCCUUCCCUCUCUCUCCUACCAUCACACUUCCUUCCUCCGUCUUUCUUGCCCUCUGUUAUAAAGGAUUGAUUUUGUGAUAUUGAUUGCUUUAAAUGUAAAUGAUAGAGAACUUGUUUUAAUGGCAGAAGUGGACAACAAAACAAUAAUAAACCGAAUCAUUUUUGUGGAAAAUGAACAUUGUAUCAAAAAUCAAAUCCAUAAUAUGAAUGAAAAUCAACAGGUCUAAAAAUUGUCCUUUCAAGGGGCUGCUCUGCAGGAUGCCUUGUACAUUUCAACAAUUUCUCCAUUCUGAUG
Oncorhynchus nerka (sockeye salmon) is the source of this 1795-nucleotide messenger RNA. RefSeq names its product myozenin-2-like. The record is from RefSeq and is a predicted model, not a curated record. Gene Ontology annotation, cellular component: actin cytoskeleton; Z disc. Lineage: Eukaryota; Metazoa; Chordata; Actinopteri; Salmoniformes; Salmonidae. The transcript is spliced from 6 exons. Gene Ontology annotation, molecular function: FATZ binding; telethonin binding; actin binding. Bases 254 to 1003 code for a protein of 249 amino acids.